Messenger RNA from Eurytemora carolleeae, 889 nucleotides. Its product is annotated as translationally-controlled tumor protein homolog. Gene Ontology annotation, cellular component: cytoplasm. The transcript is spliced from 5 exons. NCBI's taxonomy places the organism in Eukaryota, Metazoa, Arthropoda, Copepoda, Calanoida, Temoridae. The record is from RefSeq and is a predicted model, not a curated record. Bases 1 to 624 code for a protein of 207 amino acids. Gene Ontology annotation, molecular function: calcium ion binding.
AUGGUUCAGGGUGGAGAAUGGGAAGAGGAUAGAGAAGUAAGGUGCAGGAAAGAGUUGAGAAUCAGGAUGCAGUUAAGAGAAGAGAGUGGAGAAGUCAGGUUCUGGAUUAAGUCCAGGAAAGUGGGUGGAGAAGUAAGGUUCGGGAUGAAGUGCAGGGAAGAGGAUGGAGAACAUAUCACAAGAACUGAAGGAGACAUACAGCUUGAGGGUUCUAAUGCUAGUGCAGAGGAGAUGGAUGAAGGAGUAGAUUCUAACUCAGUCUCUGGGAUAGAUCAUAUAGUCAGUCAUAGACUAGUAGAGACAGAUCUUAUACUCAACCAUAGACUAGUAGAGACAGGGUUCGGGAACAAGAACGACUACAUGGUCUACCUGAAGGACUACAUGAAGAAGGUGGUCAAGUACCUGGAGACCCACGACAGGGCUGGGGAGGUUGACACCUUCAAGAAGAACAUCAAUGGGGUCAUGAAGGGACUCCUCUCUAAGUUUAAGGAUCUCCAGUUUUUCCAAGGUGAGUCUAUGGAUCCCACAGCUAUGAUCCUUAUCCUGGACUACAAGGAGAUAGAUGGAGAGGAAAGACCCGUCCUGCUCGCCUUCAAGCAUGGGCUAGAGGAGGAGAAAUGUUAAACCUCAACCCUGUUAUCAAACCUCAACUCAAUCUCAACUUUUUUAUUCAAAGUUCCAUGGUUUUACGUUUCAAACUUUCUUUUACGCUUCGUGCUGGAUUUGUUUUGUAAACAAGCUAUUUCCACUCAUGUAACGCCAUAUUUUGCGUAAUGGAAACAAAUAAUUUCUACUCAAUUUUGCGUAAUGUAAUGUAAGUUUCAUAACUACUCAUAGGAUAUUGUUCCAUUACUUUUUAAAUAUAGAAAUAAAUUGUUUUAAAACCUGA